AUCAGGAGUUUAAGAAGAAUUUACGCCUGACUAUUAUGAGAUAUGUUAAUUUAUCUACAAUACUAGUUUAUAGACUAGUUUCACAUAAGGUGUUGGAUAGAUUCCCAACAAUGGAUUCUCUUGUAGAAAGUAAACUUCUCCUUCCUCACGAAGCAGAAAGGUUGGAAAAGGUUGAUCAGAGGACUCCUCAUGAAUCUACUUGGACUCCAAUACUUUGGGCGCUUAAACUCCUUCAACGGGCUAAAGAACAAGGCAAGUUUGUAUGUGAGCCUCCUGUUUAUGCAAACUUGGUUUCAAGUUUCGAGUAUAUAGAGACUUGCAAUAGGAGUAUAUUAAACUAUGGCUGGGUAGAAUUCCCUCUUGCCUAUACCCAGGUUGCGACAGGUUCUGUUUAUCUCUACUUUCUAGCAGCACUGUUUGGUAGACAGUAUCUUAUACCUAGUGGAGAACAUCGUGAUAAUUCUACAUUUCCUGCUUUGUCUGUUUCUUAUUCAAAUGAUCAACCCUUCAGUUAUCAUACUCCAGAUUUUAUAGUUCCCUUCUUCACAAUUAUAGAGUUUAUAAGUUACAUGGGGUGGAUUAAGGUUGCAGAGACCUUGCUAAACCCUUUUGGGGACGAUGAUGAAGAUUUUGAAAUCAAUUAUUUAAUUGAUAGAAACCUGCAGGUUUCCUACAUGAUAGUUGAUGAGGCGGAUGGAGAAAUGGAAAUGGCGGAAGAUCCAUUUCUUGAGGCGGGUAUCUCGAUCCCAGAGGAACUGCCGUAUAAGGAUAGUAGGAGGAAUUCAAUUCGAAGUAGUUUAGGGAAAAAAUUCUCAACAACCUUUCUCCCUUCGUCGAAGAUUAGCGCGGGCAAAGACGACAUGGAGGUUCCAAACACUGGGAGUUUGUACAGAAAGCGGAGUCCUAAUAUUGGGCAAAAUAUGGGACCUGACACACCCUACUCUCCCUCUGCUGCUAGGAGCACAAAUAUGGCAGCUUUGAUUGAAGAAACAAACAGUAGCAGAGGAAGUUUUAGUCAGGAUAUAUUCACAAUUAAUCAGGAGAUUCUCACACAAAAUAAAAAUAAAGAGAGAGGAGAUCAGGGGAUGAAAGGAAAGGGGAACGUUUGUAAACAGGAGUCUUGGAACACUGAAGCACAUUCAGACUUUAUGGAUGAUACAGAUGAGGAGAGUCUUGAUUCAGGUUCUACUCAAGGAGAGAUUAUUAUGAAUUUAUCUAAACUAAAACAAGAUCUAGGAAAGCAGCGGAGAAACGGGAUCCCUUGCUCUCCUUUUAAACGAGGAAAUAACUCUACAGAUUUUUAAAGAAUUUACAGAUCAGCUGGUUAAGAAACAGUUCCUUAUUUCCAACCAGAACUUUAAAUAAUUUUUAUAUAUUUUUAUGUAAAAUAUACAGUCUAUAUUUGG
Messenger RNA from Eurytemora carolleeae, 1406 nucleotides. RefSeq names its product bestrophin-1. The transcript has 19 exons. The coding region runs from base 36 to 1304 and encodes 422 amino acids. The record is from RefSeq and is a predicted model, not a curated record. NCBI's taxonomy places the organism in Eukaryota, Metazoa, Arthropoda, Copepoda, Calanoida, Temoridae. Gene Ontology annotation, molecular function: chloride channel activity.